Molecule: messenger RNA, 3617 nt
Organism: Aplysia californica (California sea hare)
Lineage: Eukaryota; Metazoa; Mollusca; Gastropoda; Aplysiida; Aplysiidae
Product: calcium-transporting ATPase type 2C member 1
Biological process (GO): calcium ion transmembrane transport; intracellular calcium ion homeostasis; manganese ion transport
Cellular component (GO): endoplasmic reticulum; plasma membrane; Golgi membrane
Molecular function (GO): ATP binding; P-type calcium transporter activity; ATP hydrolysis activity
Source: RefSeq, a predicted model, not a curated record
GAGAGAGAGAGAGAGAGAGAGAGAGAGAGAGAGAGAGAGAGAGAGAGAAAACCAUGAAUGCACAUGUAGUCGUCGUAUUUCGGCUAGAUACAGUUGCAGUAGGUAUAUUCCAAAGAUGCCUCGUAGGCAAGACAAUAGUUACCAAUCAAAUGGUAAAUAAAACCCCGUAGUUUUCAGUUUUAUGAUUAAAAUUAUACAGUACAGGAUACAGGCUACUUCUGGUCUAUGCCUGUCCGGUGCGGUUGUUCCCCUUUGAUUAUACACCUAAGUGGUGAAAAUCGUUGUCUCAGACAAAACUUCCUCUUUCAAUUAGAAACCGGAAAUGGAACUCUUUUAGUUUAGAAAUCGAAAGCAGCUUCAUGCCAACAUCCAAGUCAGCCAACAAUAAAACUCCAACAAUCUUCACUAGUGAAACACUUGUUCAGAAGCUGGAUCAUGGUCGAUGAAACCAAAUUUAAAAUGAACUGAGCUUUCCUUGUAAUUUCUUCAUGUGAGGUCAACCUUGAGAAAAAACGUUGGAGGAGGCCCACACUUUUACAACGGUUAAAACAAAACAACAUCAACACACACCCCCGCCGACUCUGACUGACUGCGACCUGCGACGCACUCGGUGCUUUUCACGGCCAAGUCUUAGUUUAGUAAGACUGUUGGUGGCGUUUGGUUGCCAUGAUGUCUCAGCUCAAGUCGAGCGAAGCGUCUGCCAUGACAGUGCGGGAAGUGCAGGACAUGUGCCGCACGGAUCUGGAUCAUGGUCUUCGUAGUGAUGAGGCCAGGCGUCGUCUUUUGGUACACGGGCCAAAUAACUUUGACAUAACCAAGGAGGAACCUUUAUGGAAGAAAUAUCUUGAUCAGUUCAACAACCCUUUGAUUCUUCUGUUGCUGGCGUCUGCUGCUGUGAGUCUGUUCAUGAAGCAGUUUGAUGAUGCCAUCAGCAUCACAGUGGCUAUCAUCAUUGUGGUCACUGUUGCCUUUGUUCAAGAGUACAGAUCAGAGAAGUCACUGGAAGCUCUCACCAAGCUUGUCCCGCCCAAGUGUCACUGCGUCCGGGAUGGGCAUUUGUCGACUUUCCUGGCCCAGGACUUAGUGCCAGGGGACAUAAUUCACAUCAGCAUCGGGGACAGAGUUCCUGCAGAUGUCCGCCUCUUUGAGGCUUCAGGACUGAGCAUCGACGAGUCCAGCUUCACCGGCGAGAUAGAGCCGGUCUCCAAAUGCAUCGACUCUCAGCCCAGCCCCCUGGUGACCAAUCUGAGUGGUCGCAAAAACAUCGCCUUCAUGGGCACGCUGGUCCGGUGUGGCAUUGGCAAGGGUAUCGUGAUUGGCACGGGGCACGACUCAGAGUUUGGUGAAAUCUUCAAGAUGAUGCAGGCAGAGGAGGCUCCAAAGACUCCGCUCCAGAAGAGCAUGGACACCCUGGGCAAGCAGCUGUCCUUCUACUCCUUCCUGGUCAUUGGGAUCAUAAUCAUCAUAGGGUGGAUACAAGGGCGGAAGAUUCUAGACAUGUUUACCAUUGGUGUCAGCCUGGCCGUUGCUGCCAUCCCUGAGGGUCUCCCCAUCGUGGUGACCGUGACCUUGGCUAUCGGAGUGAUGCGGAUGGCCAAGAGGAAGGCCAUCAUCAAGAAGCUGCCUGUGGUGGAAACCCUGGGUUGCGUGGAUGUGAUCUGCUGUGACAAGACGGGAACCCUCACCAGGAAUGAGAUGACUGUUACACAGAUCUACACCUCGGAUCACCAACAUGCAGAGCUGACCGGUGUGGGCUACAAGGCGGAUGGUCAAGUGAAGAUCAGUCGGACUCCAGAGUUUUAUGAUCACGAUGACGCCUUGAGGUCUGUGCGGAAGGUGGUGGAGGUUGGAUGUGUGUGCAACAACGCUGACAUCACAGAUGACGGCCUGAUGGGACAGCCCACAGAGGGAGCUCUUCUCGCUGCUGCUGCAAAGAUGAACCUGCACGACCUUCGCAAGCUCUACGUGCGUGUGCAGGAGUGGCCCUUCACCAGCGAGACGAAGAUGAUGGCCGUCAAGUGUCACCCGGAGAUAGACGAGCAAUACUCGGUGUUCUUCGUGAAGGGUGCGAUUGAGCGCGUGUUGUCUCGCUGUAACCUGUUCUACAGCCACGGCAGCUCGGUGCCGCUCAAGGAGAAGCAGAAGGAAGUCUACCUGGAGGAGGCGCACAGACUGGGGGCCACCGGUCUCAGAGUGCUGGGCAUGGCGUACGGGACAGAGCUGACGGAGCUGAUCUAUGUGGGCAUGGUGGGCAUCAUGGACCCGCCGCGGGAGGGCGUGCGGGAGGCCAUCACCACCCUGCUGGGCAUGGACGUCGGGGUCAAGAUGCUCACGGGGGACGGCGAGGAGACCGCCAAGUCUGUGGCGUCAAGGCUGGGUCUGUAUGCUCACGGCGCGGGCUCCAUGUCCGGGGAGACUCUGGAGGACAUGGACACUGGUCAGCUGGCUCGCAACAUCGACAAGGUCGGCAUCUUCUACCGCGUCACGCCCCGGCACAAGCUCAAGAUUGUCAAGGCCCUUCAGUCGGCUCAUCACGUGGUGGGGAUGACUGGGGACGGGGUCAACGACGCUGUGGCUCUGAAGACGGCCGAGAUCGGAAUCUCCAUGGGCAAGACGGGCACGGAUGUCUCAAAAGAAGCGGCUGACAUGAUCCUCGUGGAUGACGACCUCAGCACUAUCUUGGCUGCCAUUGAAGAGGGCAAAGGAAUCUUCUAUAACAUCAAGAACUUUGUGAGGUUUCAGCUCAGCACGAGCAUAGCUGCGCUGUCUUUGGUGGCAAUUUCUAUGAUAAUGAGAUUCCCCAACCCUCUGAAUGCCAUGCAGAUCUUGUGGAUCAACAUCAUCAUGGACGGCCCGCCAGCUCAGAGUUUGGGUGUGGAGCCCGUGGACCACGACGUUCUACGUCAGCCGCCACGUAAAGUCCGCGACAACAUCAUUACACGCUCGCUGGUGCUCAACGUCCUGUCCUCCGCCCUCAUCAUCGUCUUUGGGACGCUCUGGGUCUUCUACCGUGAGAUGCAAGAUGGCAAAAUAACUCCAAGAGAUACGACCAUGACCUUCACUUGCUUUGUGUUUUUUGACAUGUUCAACGCCCUGAGCUGCCGGUCACAGAACAAGUCGGUGUUUCAGAUUGGACUGACGACUAAUCGUAUGUUCCUGUAUGCAGUCGGAGGUUCCAUCCUAGGUCAGCUGAUGGUCGUCUUCUUCCCACCGCUGCAAAAAAUAUUUCAGACGGAGGCAUUGUCCUUGUCAGAUUUUGCCUUCCUGAUCAGUCUGACGUCCACGGUGUUUGUGGUGUCGGAAGUGAAGAAGUUCGUCAUGAGACGUCGCGAGCAGCAGGAGCAGCACAUACGAGAGAGCUUGUUCUACCCGGAGCAGAUGAUGUAUCGGGGACUCAGAGAUGUCGGAGGACGAGGACGGGGAGUCGUACCACAGCGCCACCGACGUCUGUGCUCACGACUACGCCUUCUCCAAGCCCGUGCUGCGAGAGACAGGGCCAGGUGUAGAUGCUUUUUCCUUCUGAGCAGCUCAGACAUGGGUGGACCGAGUUCGAUUCCCGAGUGGGGAGAGUUUUUGAAUUAAUCGAGGAUCUUGGUCUUUCUGUUGGGAUGUUGUAU